Messenger RNA from Nasonia vitripennis (jewel wasp), 1948 nucleotides. RefSeq lists its product as uncharacterized. The transcript has 7 exons. The coding region runs from base 1 to 1341 and encodes 446 amino acids. Lineage: Eukaryota; Metazoa; Arthropoda; Insecta; Hymenoptera; Pteromalidae. The record is from RefSeq and is a predicted model, not a curated record.
AUGAAGCGACGUAGAAUUCAGCAAACUGAAGCGAUAUCUAUUGAGCCACAUUCCCCUGUAUAUAACCGCAUCGUGAUUGGAUAUUUCCAAGAAGCAUUGUUCAAUCUACCACACGAAACACUCUUUAAGAACGCGAAUACCGCAAGGCGCAAAUACGAAAAUCGUAAGGAACUCGAUGAUGCUAUUAAAAAAGCCAAAAGAUUUCCUGUACCGAGUAAUAAUAUUACUUUUGAUACAACUGCUACUUCAGAAAAUAGCGAUCCUUUACGUCCCACAGCCAAUAGCAAAAGAUCUGAAAAGCAAAGCAGGAAAUCAACAGAGUUAGCUAGUGCAGUAGAAAGUGGAGAUGAGGAAGUAAAGGAAAAAAAAGCUAGAAAGAGUGCUAAGAACUUUAAAAAGACAGCAGCCAAAGAAAGGAAUGAAAAUAUUUUAGAUAAAUAUAUUCAAUCUCAGCAGCACAUAGAACCACAAUCCGGUAUUGUAGAGUCCUAUAGUGAUACGAGUUCAUUUAGAAUAAAUCCUGCAUCUACUUCUACACCACUGCGCCAACAUAAUCUUCCAAACUAUGGACAAAACAUAGAAACGCAGUCUGUUAUUUCUGCUUACAAGCAGCAACUAGACUUUUACAAAAACAGAUGCACGGCUGCUGAGAAAGAAGUAAGGCAAUUGAGAGAAAAGUGCAACAAAUUAGAAAAACAAGUUACAGAAAAGGGUGCUGCUAAUUCAAGUACUUCUCAAGCAGAUGAUACGCUAGCAGAAUUCGAUCAGAUAUUUUUGUCGAAUGAAGAAACUGAGAGCCCAUCGCUAAUGAAAUUGCAAAAAGGAGUCAUUUGUAACUCUGCAGCCUAUAAAGAAGCAAUGAAAAGUGACAAAAUAAGUAAAUUCUUUUCUGCUAUGUGUGUAGGUAUAUAUGGAAAAGAAGACUUUGCCACUCGAUGUGUUGCAAGACGCAAAGAUAAUAUGGACCAGAGGCAGCUUAGCCCUACCAAAACAGAGGCAAUAGAUGCAGAAUUCUACAAAUGGAUGAAGAUUCAUAAAUUUACAUCACUGCAAAUAAGACAGAAUUUAGCAAAAUGUAACACAUAUUAUCAUAAUGCUAUUACAGCUAUUAGGAGAAGUAAAGAUCCAGAAGACAGAUCAAGUAAAACUACUCCUUCUAGAAAAUCUUCAUCUAAGGAAACAGAAAAAAAUUCAAUUGAAUUUCCUUCUUCACAAUCUGAACAAGCCUCUAGAUCAGAUUUAGAAAGCGACGAGCCUCGAGUCGAGAAUAACGAAAGAGAUCUCCUCGCUCAGAACACAGACAGAUCAAAAUCAUCGUCUCCAUCAGAAGAAUCAGAUUAAUUGUCUGAAAUCGUUCAGUUCCUUAUAAAAUAUAAAAAGUUGUUCAUUUAAAUAAAUAAUUUUAUUUUAUAAUAGUAAUGUGAGGCUAGUGAGCAAUAUUAUAAUUUAAACUUACUAUAUUCAUAUAAAAUUACAUAAAAUGUAAACGAAGCUUUAAUGUAAUGUAAGAAUACCAAUAAAAGUACUUUAUUUUGUAAAAAAAAUUUAUAUUUUUAUGCAAAGUAGUGUAAAAAAAGAUUUUAAUUGUUCCUAAAAAUGUUCCUAUGUGAAAUGUGAUAUAAUAUGUACGUUUGUGGGGAAGUGUGCAAUAUUGUGCAUACGUGUUACAAGAAUAAUGUAUGUGAAAUGUGGGAUAAUGUGAACGAUUGUGAGGAAAUGUGUAAAACUGUGCCUAAGUGUUACAACAAAAAAGCACUUUUUUGUUGUUGAAAUUAUGAAUGUGUAAAAAUGUUAAAUAAUGUGAAAAAAUGUAAAAAAUGAUGACAAUGUUCUCGUUAGCGAUGUUCCAAAUGUUGAUAUAAAAUUUUGAUUUUUCACACGCUUUCACUUUCUUUCACACUUGUUCGCAAAUUUUCACAGUUUUUCACAUUUAUCAUUUCCACUAGGG